This is a messenger RNA of Guillardia theta CCMP2712, 1404 nucleotides long. RefSeq lists its product as hypothetical. Gene Ontology annotation, biological process: proteolysis; protein side chain deglutamylation. NCBI's taxonomy places the organism in Eukaryota, Cryptophyceae, Pyrenomonadales, Geminigeraceae. The transcript has 15 exons. The record is from RefSeq and is a predicted model, not a curated record. The coding region runs from base 1 to 1404 and encodes 467 amino acids. Gene Ontology annotation, molecular function: metallocarboxypeptidase activity; zinc ion binding.
AUGGUGGGGGAGAAGGCGAGUGGGAAGCAUCCUCAGUCCGUGACAUCUGAGAUCAACUCGAAGACUCUCUUGUUUGACUCCAGGUUCGAAGGCGGAAACCUCGGACGAGUCAUACAGGUGCACGAGUACGAGUACGACUUGUACCUGAUGCCGGACAUCAACACCAAGGCCUCUCAGAGUGGCGGCAACACGCAGUGGUACUACUUCGCUGUGACCAACAUGGAAGCCGGUGUAGAGUACAAGCUGAACAUCGUCAACUUCGUCAAGCCCGACUCCUUGUGUAACGUCGGCAUGCGCCCAUCGCUCUUCUCAGUUACCGAGGCUUCAAGGGGCGUUGGGUGGAGGCGAGUGGGGGAGAGGAUAGCAUACUACGAGAACCAUUACGAGACAGAGACUGGGCAGUCCUACUACACGCUGACCUUUACCCUUGUCUUCCCCCACGGCAACGAUGUCUGCUACCUGGCGCAUUGUUAUCCGUACAGCUAUACCGACUUGUCUCAUCUCAUUGCCGAGCUGCUGGCUCGACCCAACGCUUCUCGCAUCGUCAAGGUCUCGACGAUGUGCGACACUCUGAUUGGAAACAAGUGCCCCAUGCUGACCAUCACGAACUUCAUGAGCCCGCCUGAGGUUAUUUCCCGUCGUCGAGCCAUCUGUGUAUCCGCCCGGGUCCAUCCUGGCGAGACUUGUGCGUCCUGGACUAUGCACGGCUUCCUUGAGUUCCUGUGCGGCUCCUGUGCCCGCGCGCGGAUCUUGCGGGAGAACUUCAUCUUCAAAGUCGUUCCCAUGCUCAACCCCGAUGGUGUGAUCAACGGGCAGUAUCGCUGUUCCUUGUCAGGACAUGAUUUGAACCGCCAGUGGCAGAACCCUUGUCGAGUGCUCCAUCCGACGGUGCACUCGUUCAAGCAGAUCAUCCGAUACACCAAAGCCGCUCGCGACGUCGCCAUCUUCUGCGAUAUUCAUGGUCAUUCACGGAAAUGUAACAUGUUCAUGUACGGGUGCACAUCGAAGCAAACAGCGUUGCGUCUCAAGGAGAGGGUCUUCCCCUACCUCCUGCACAACGAGAGCCUCAUGUUCAGCUACGACGACUGCAACUUCAAAGUCCAGAAAUACAAGGAGUCAGCGGCAAGCAGAGUUGUAGUCUGGCGGGAAUUUGCCAUCCCUAACAGCUACACGCUGGAGAUGUCUCUCGGUACGAGGCCUCUGACCCUCCUGCUCCUGCUCUCUUUACUCUCUCCUCCUCCUCCUCCUCCUCCUCCUCCCUCCUCCUCCCUCCUCCUCUUUCUCCUCACUGCUCUUGCUCCUGCCCUCCUUCACUUCGGUUGUAAAGGCGGCGGAGACUUCGGCGAGGAUCCUUCUGUCCGCCCUCCGAUCCACUUCAACGUAACGCCCAGCUGCCUAUUGUGA